Molecule: messenger RNA, 1284 nt
Organism: Periconia digitata
Lineage: Eukaryota; Fungi; Ascomycota; Dothideomycetes; Pleosporales; Periconiaceae
Source: the annotation of a GenBank genome assembly
UACACAGCAGGUGCAGCUCGCUGUGAUCCCUCUUCAUUCAGCAUUCGCUACCACUACACCUACCAACAACACACAUUCCAUCACAAGCCCAAUCAACCACUUUCAGCUCAUCCCCACCCGCACAAGAUAGUGUCGCCCCUCAUGACUAUGCAGCUGGAGCCUCAUCACUUCGGAGGUGACUGGGCAAACGACGCAUUCGUUGCCCUCAAUCAGAACGAUGCCCAUUCAGACAAGUGGUCUGCUUUUGGCAGCCCAUCCUUCUCCAGCUCAAGCUUCACAAUUCCCCCGUCUCUCCUCACCCAAAGUGCCAUUGAGCGAUAUGGCCAAGUAACCCCACCCGAGGAGCUUUCACCGGCAGAGCGACCGCGCGAGGUCCGAGAGGACCGAGCAACUUCCAUCCCUGUCGAGGAGCUUAGGAAUGAAGCUUUGUUCCCAGACCACCAGUUGCAGACCCUACAAGACUUCCAGCCCAAACCGGAGCAGCAGACACAACAGCAACAAUCACCCAGCUCCUCAUCAUCACCACCCAAGCAAGACGAAGUGCGCCCAUCAAAGCGCCGCCGGACGUCCAAGACUACUAGCCAGAAAUCAUCCGCCAAUCAGCCACCCACCGAUCCCCCAUCCUCCCAACUACCCUCUGACAACCCGCAGCCACCCAAGCGCAAGCGGGGCCGUCCCAAGUCCACCCCGCAGAUGGUAGAGGCAUUCACUGCCGAUGGAUUUCCCUUCCAAGUCUCAUCCGCCCGCCAAUCCCACCUAGAGAAGAACCGUGUAGCGGCACACAAAUGCCGCCAGCGGAAAAAGGAGUACAUCGGCAGCCUCGAGUACCGAGCCCGUGAACAUGCAGCUAAAAACAAAGCUCUCAAGGAGAACAUAGCCAUGCUCCGCGAGGAGCUUCUCGAGCUUAAGAACGAGGUCCUACGUCACGCUAACUGCGGCUUCUGGGCCGUCGACGAGUAUCUCACGCGUUGCGCUGGCGAUCUUCUCGGUAUGCAAGCACCCGGCCUCGAGGCUGUGACAAGCUCGCGGAUGCAGCAGCAACACCAGCCACAGCAACAGCAACAGCAGCAGUCACCCACAGCCAUGGAAAGUCCGGCUAUGAAGUCACAGUCUCAGUCUCAGAGUCCUGCCAUGGCGACGCUCGAGCCUGGCAAGAUGCAUCGCGAGUCGAGCAUAGACUCUCUCUUUAGUCUAUCCGGUGACGACUCACUGGAUCCUGAUGAUUUCAGUGGCUUUGACCUGCUCAACGACAUUGAUGAGGAAGAUGAGGUGCAAGCCGUGUAA